Balaenoptera acutorostrata (minke whale) is the source of this 588-nucleotide messenger RNA. RefSeq names its product nuclear transport factor 2-like. Lineage: Eukaryota; Metazoa; Chordata; Mammalia; Artiodactyla; Balaenopteridae. The record is from RefSeq and is a predicted model, not a curated record. The coding region runs from base 1 to 588 and encodes 195 amino acids. The transcript has a single exon. Gene Ontology annotation, cellular component: nuclear pore central transport channel. Gene Ontology annotation, biological process: protein import into nucleus.
AUGGGAGACAAGCCAGUUUGGGAGCAGACUGGAUCCAGCUUCAUUCAACAUUACUACCAGUUAUUUGAUAACGACAGAACCCAACCAGGCGCAAGUUAUCUUGACGCGACAUGCCUUACUUGGGAAGGACAGCAAUUCCAGGGGAAAGCUGCCACUGUGGAGAAAUUGUCUAGCCUUCCGUUCCAGAAAAUCCAGGACAGCAUCACAGCACAGGACCAUCAGCCCAGGCCAGACAGCUGCAUCAUCAGCAUGGUUGUGGACCAGCUCAAGGCCGAUGAAGACCCUGUCAUGGGGUUCCACCAGAUGUUCCCAUUAAAGAACAUCAAUGAUGCUUGGGUUCACACCAAUGACAUGUUCAGGCUUGCCCUGCACAACUUCGGCCGACCUCCUCCCUCCUCUUCCCGAUACUGUUCACACUCCUCCAGAUGCUCCAAAUAUCAUACACAAAUGAGCAGGGCCACGGUGGGAGUGGGCAGGUGCGCUGCUGCUACUGCGGCAUCGCACAUGAUGUUUGAACGCUUAGACUGGUUGCAUCUGGCAGGAGAAGUUUGUGUUGUACCAGCCCACGCCUUGGAAAGACUUAAGUAA